AUGGGAAAUGUUCAAGUUCCUCUUUUGCAUCCUUUGACAGACGAUUUGAACAUGCUUUGUUAUCGUGUGAUAGCUCUUGAAGAUAUCAAUAUUCAACCACAUACCGAGGCUGUCAUUCCUGCGAAAGUGGUUGAUUACACUGGCAAGAAUGGGUGGGGAAUUAUUGAACCCACUGACGAGGAAUCCAUUCCUGGAGUCUUCAUUGGUAAAGUUUUGACGAAAUUAACAAACGAAACCACAGUAGUUCCAAUACGAAUGGUUAACGUGACGGAGGAAAAGCGUAAAGUUUUAGCUGGAACUGACCUGGCAAAAUGUGAGACAGUGAGCUUCGUUGUUUGUCCUGAUUUUGAGAAUUGUUUCGAAGAAUCCACAACCCGAAACGAAAUACCGAAACAUCUAGCGGAACUUUACGAGAGUAGUACAAAAGAUUUGGUUGAUGAGGACCAGAGAAAUAAAGUGUUUGACCUGUUGUGCGAAAAUGCUACCGUGUUCUCCAGCAACUCUUCAGAUAUAGGAAGAACUGAUAUCGUGAAACAUCAGAUAAUAACUGGUUCAGCAAAGCCAAUUAAGCAGCCUCCAAGACGGUUACCCCUUGCGAAAAGAGACGUGGCUUGCCAGGCGGUAGACAAGAUGCUGAAAGACGGGGUUAUUGAACCUUCAACGAGCCCUUGGUCCUCACCUGUUGUACUGGUCGCGAAAAAGAAUGGUAACCUCAGGUUCUGUGUAGACUAUCGGAAGUUGAACGAUGCGACAAUUAAAGAUUCCUACCCCCUGCCCAGGAUUGAUGACACCCUCGAUGCGUUAGGUGGCUCACAGUGGUUUUCCACGUUGGAUCUAAAGUCUGGUUAUUGGCAAGUUGCUAUGGAUCCCGCAGACAAAGAAAAGACGGCAUUCAGCAUUGGCGGGGGUUUAUGGCAUUUUCGGGUAAUGCCAUUUGGUUUGUGCAACGCUCCCGCCACUUUCGAGCGAUUGAUGGAUCAUGUACUUGCCGGAUUACCCUGGAACAUUUGUCUUGUAUAUCUUGAUGAUAUAAUCGUUCAUGGCAGAACCUUCUCUGAGCAGCUGGAAAAUCUACGGAAAGUGUUCGCGUGUUUGAGGAAAGCUAAUCUGAAACUUUCUCCGGAGAAAUGUAAUCGGUUUCGCCGUGAA
This is a messenger RNA of Paramuricea clavata, 1149 nucleotides long. The record is from the annotation of a GenBank genome assembly. Lineage: Eukaryota; Metazoa; Cnidaria; Anthozoa; Malacalcyonacea; Plexauridae.